Molecule: messenger RNA, 825 nt
Organism: Symbiodinium sp. CCMP2592
Lineage: Eukaryota; Dinophyceae; Suessiales; Symbiodiniaceae
Source: the annotation of a GenBank genome assembly
AUGGCCCGCAAACCGUCCUUCAUCAGGACGCCAGGCAGGACUUCUCCAGAGGGCCAGGGCUCUCAAAAGGAAAAGGCCCUUGAAGAGGGGGCCCAGUGCCAGGGCAAGGCACAGUUCCGGGGCGCAGGGGUGGCCAUCAAUCGGACCUUCGAAGCUCGCAUGAGGCAGCUGCACAUCACCGGACAGCGAUUUCCCCAGGCGAAGCCAGCGAAUCCGAACGCCUUGAAGAAUAGGCCAUCGCUGCCCUUGGACGAAUCACAGAUUCCAAAUCCAACCGCAGAAGAGGUCGUGGUGAUACAGCCCUGGUUCAACCUGCUGGCAGCGGCAAUUUGGCAAAGCGAGAGAGAUCGCGGCUCGAUCCAAACAUCACUGCAAGACUCCAGAGAAGAGGUGCACUGGAGCCAGUCGCGCAUGAGCAAUGAGCUCUCCGCGCUUCGCACCCCCAGGACCCUCAGCCGAUGUUUGCCGCGCUCUCCCUGCGACAGCCGCCUCGACAGUGCCAGUACAGAAACACGGCCUCCAAGCUCCCAGGUGCCGCUGUUGCCUCGGCCAAGACGGCUGGAGCAGGAAGGAGCACUGGCGCUGGGAGCUCUGGAGGCGACUGUGUGGCCCGCGGGUUCGGCACGUUGGCGCCGGUUGGAGCUCGUGAAAACGAGCCCCAGCCCUGGCCCAAGCCCGGCGCCACAGCGGACGAGGGAGCCUCGCAGCAGCGAUGCAUUCCUCGGACCCGUGGAUUGCGAGUCCGACGGGGAGUACGAGCCCUUCGCGGCAAGAGCUCCCAAGCCGCGGUCUGCGGGUGCAGCACGCUGCUGGUGGCAGCUGUGA